UUAUAACCCCAGAUCAAAACUCGCUCGCUACAUCCAACCAAACCGCCUCCGUCCACAAACUCUCUAUUUCUACUCUCUUCUGGGCAGUUCUAUUCCAACCCCAGAUCAAAACUCACUCAAUAACUCCCAAAUCAAACCACCUCCGCCCACAAAUUGUCUCUAUCAUAUAUUCUCUCUCCUCUCCUGUACAAUCUCUCAACCUGGCAGACAUCAACUUCAUUAGGUUGGAGAAUUAUUGUGGAGGUACUGGUGAGAAGUUGCAGGGUAUAUCACUCUGGCCGACACUCUAGCGUUAUCUUCUGCGGCCGGACCACGCCUCCAUUCUUGGAAGCCGGGUGUUCCGCCGUCUUCCGGUUGGCCUCGCUUACUGGUUUGGCGACUUCCUAUUGACUAUGGCUAAGGCUAACUUUUUGAUUGAGGCAUCAAUAAAAAUGUGAUCUCUCUGCCUUUCAAGAAUCUUUGUUGACUUAAAGAGGGUUCUUUUUUCUGCCAUUAGAGAUGUGAGCAUUAGUACCACUGGAUUGAACAAAAACAGGGUAAGAAAAGAAAGAGGAAAAAAAAAGGGAAAGAAAAUUGAGAAUAAAGAGUGGAUCUGCUUGAAUUUGUAGAUUUUGAGUCAUCCAUUGUCUGCAAUGACAAUUUUCAAUUGCUUCUCCGCACUGGUUGGGAAGAAGAAGAAGAAAGACAAGGAAGACGAGGAAUCUUCAAAAACCGUUGAUCACAAAAAGGGAGUUAGAACUAUGGAAGUGAAGCUGGAACACCCUUUGAAAUCUUCCAAACCAGAGGAGUUAAAUACAACUUCUUUUAGUGUCUCAGUACCUUUUGAUAUAAAGGGGAGUUCUACAUGCAAGGUCAAGGUAAUGAGCCAUGAGAGUCCCAUUGAAGGUGAAGCAGUGGAGGUAGCUUAUGAAGGAGAAGACGAGCACGAAGAUAACUCCUCCAUCAAGAGGGAACUCUCGGAUUUUGAUCUCCAAACCCAUGUAGCUAAUGCAGGAGAAGAAGAAUUUCAAUUGAGACACAGAAACAUGAAUUAUUCUGAUUCAUUUGAUAUUGAAGUUAAUGGACAAUUUGAGGACAAAGCCGAGAAGGAUGCUGAAAAGGGUGUUGAUAUGAUCCAGAAUGGACAUGUAAGUGAUCCGGGCAUACCCAAGGCAGAUUUCUGGGCUUCACCCAAGCUUAAGCGCUCCUGUUCUAAUUUAGAGUCGAGGGAUGUGCUCAAGAAAAUAGCUGGACAGUUGCCCCCUUCCAAGUCUCAUUCUUUUGAAGAAUUGCAAGGUUUAGCCGAUGGGGCAAGGGAGGAUGUUUUUCCGAGGAAUCCUGGCAGCCCAGGGUCUGUAUUGAGUCGUCGCAGUGCAGACAGAGUGAUGUUGAAGAAGCGCUCUUCAAGCCAAGUUUUGCCUUCAAGGAGUAGAAGAUUGUGGUGGAAAUUAUUCCUUUGGAGCCACAGGAACCUCCACAAACCAUGGACUACAAAGCCACGCCCACUUCCCAUCGCUGCUGCUUUCAACCAGCAAGGGGGUUACUGUUCGGAUACCCUUGAACCAAAUAGAGCUCUGCAGUUGAGUGAGCUGGAAUCACCUGGAUCAUUCACCGGCAACAACCACCCAAAUGACAACCAGAGCUGGGAUGGCUUUCAUGGUAGAACUUCUGGUUUAUGGCCCCAGAAUCACUGGGUUGCUUUCUCAGCAGAAUCAUCACCCUUUGCAAGAGUUGAUGAAUGGGUGAAAGAUCUGGAAACCCAACCCCCGUUGCCAGUUGACAAUGAUGACAACAAUGUUGAAGAUAUCAUCUUCCCACCUUCUCCUGAGACAGGUAGAUCACCGGCUAGAAGUACAGCACACCUGACUCGGCAUCCAAAUACCAAUCUUUCAGAGGAAAUAUUACAUGCCAAUAGUGUGAUCCAGUCUCUGAAUUCUUCUUCAACUGUGGCUCACAUCUCUGGUAUUGGUUUAAAAGUGAUUCCCACCAUAUCACACUUCUCCAGUCUACGAUCAGUCAACUUAUCAAGCAACUACAUAGUCCAUAUUACACCUGGAUCACUGCCAAAGGGCCUUCACAUCCUCAAUUUGUCCAGAAACAAGAUCAGCACCAUUGAAGGACUCAGAGAAUUAACCCGAUUGCGGGUACUUGAUCUCAGUUACAAUCGGAUCUCCCGAAUUGGGCAUGGGUUGUCAAAUUGUACGCUUAUCAAGGAGCUCUAUCUUGCGGGAAACAAGAUUAGUGAUGUUGAAGCCUUACAUCGGCUCUUGAAGCUGACAGUCUUGGACCUUAGCUUCAACAAGAUAACCACCACAAAAUCGCUGGGCCAACUUGUGGCUAAUUACAACUCCUUGCUGGCUCUGAACCUGCUGGGAAAUCCAAUCCAAAGCAACAUCAGUGACGACCAAAUCCGCAAGGCAGUUGGCAGUCUCCUCCCAAAGUUAGCUUACCUCAACAAGCAGCCCAUCAAACCACAAAGAGCACGAGAGGUGGCCACAGAUAGUGUUGCCAAAGCGGCACUUGGGUACAGUGGCCAGAGCUCUCGCCGGAGGGCAGUGAAGAGGGUGAGCCAAGGUGGUUCACUUGUCUCCAGUGGGCAUAGGAGCAGUGCGAGUGUUGGGCAUAAGAGCAGGACCAGGUCAAAGAGCAGAACCCACCACCAGUCGCCCCUCAAGACUAGUUCAUCUGCACUUGCAUCAUCAUCUCGCUAGUCUGUUUUUACGGUUGCAGGUGAAAAUCUCAAGGCCAAGUUUCUGGAAUAUGCAUCCCUUUAAUCUCAAGGCAUGUUGUUGAAUCUGUAUUUUUUUUUUUUGGUUUUGUCUUAUGUUCAUUAUCCAGUAAGCUAGUUUGCUGAAGCUACCCACUUUCUAGCUUCAGUAGGUAGCUCAGUUUGAGUUUUUCAUUGAAUACCAAAAAUGUCUGCAAUUCUGGCUUGAUUUUGUCUAGUGGAAACGGUAUCUGCAGUGUCAUACCAUGGUGGAUGUCUCAUGGCCCGCUAUAAUUUCCAUGUAGUGGUUGUUUCUUUUUUUGAAAAAAAAUAAUAUGGUGACUCAAUUUAA
Messenger RNA from Vitis riparia (riverbank grape), 3038 nucleotides. RefSeq lists its product as uncharacterized. The transcript is spliced from 5 exons. Gene Ontology annotation, molecular function: protein kinase binding. Gene Ontology annotation, cellular component: cytoplasm. Bases 633 to 2690 code for a protein of 685 amino acids. The record is from RefSeq and is a predicted model, not a curated record. NCBI's taxonomy places the organism in Eukaryota, Viridiplantae, Streptophyta, Magnoliopsida, Vitales, Vitaceae.